AUGCAACGAACAAAACGGCAAAAGAAUGAUAUGGUUCAAAUUUCGAAUAGUAAUAAAAAACAAAAAUUAGGAAAUCAAAUAACAACAAUCAAUUCGAACAAAUAUUGUCUUGAAGACUUAGCUAAUGAAAUUCUUUAUGAAAUAUUUGGAUAUCUUAAUGGAUAUGAUAUUUACAAAGGAUUUUAUAAUCUUAAUAAUCGAUUUCAAAAUUUAGCUAUUAAUUCAAAUAUUUUAACUAAAAUCAAUAUUUCAACAAUAUCAAAAUCAAAUUUCGAAGAUUAUUAUCAUAAUAUACUUAUACCAAAUCAAAGUCAAAUUAAUUUUCUUCGUUUAUCAAAUCCAUUUGUUGCCGAGAUUAUUUUCUCCGAACCACGUUUGAUUUUAAAUUUUAUUCGUCUUGAAACAAUAAUUCUUGAUUAUGUACAAGAAAAAAAUUUUAACAAAUUCUUUGAUUAUUUAAUAUGUUUAACUACUCUUCAUGCAAUAACUAUUUUUUUUGUUCAAGAUAUUUCAUCAUUAGAUAUUAUUUUUUCUCAAAUAUUUCGUUUAUCGACAUUAAAAUAUUUUAAAAUUGAAUAUCAACAAUUAUUAUCUAUUGAUUUUACUAAUUAUGAUUCUAGUUCAAUAGAAUAUUUAAUAAUAAAGGGUUCUUUCCCAUUUAGUGCAUUUCAUAAUUUAUUAUGUUGUCUUCCUAAACUUCAACAUUUAUCAAUUAAUCAUUUUGAUACUCACUAUGGUUAUCAAAAAAGAAACAAAUCAUCUUCUAUUCAAUUAAAAUAUUUAAAACAUGUUUCUCUUAAACUUAAUUUCGUAUGUUUUGAUGAAUUUGAGAAAAUUAUCAAAGAAUUUUUUCAUCAUAUUCAAAUUUUACGUCUUACAACAUCGUGUGAUGAAAAAUAUUUAGAUGCUAAACGGUGGCAACAAUUAAUCUUAUUUCAUAUACCAUAUUUACAUUAUUCUUUAUUUCAUUUAUUUAGAAGAAAAGAUUAUACAUAUAAUUGGGAGAUAGAUGAAGAACUUGAUUUAAAUCAUCAAAGAGAAAAUUCAAAAUCAGUCAAACAUCUUUAUAUUGCGUGUGGAAGAAAAUUAAAUCGUCAAAAUUAUUUUCCAAAUGUUAUUCAAUUAACUAUUAGUUGUUAUGUUGAAAAAUUAGAUGAUUAUUCAUUUAUAACAAAUCUAGAGUGUAUGAUUUCUUUAAAACAACUUACAAAAUUAGAUAUUAAUAUUUGGGGUUUUCCAUUCGAAGAAAUUAUUAAAUUAUUACGUUUAACACCUAAUUUAUACACAUUACGAUUUAAUGCAUAUUCUUUGCAGGAGAUUGAUUCAAAUUCCACUAAAUACAAUAUACUUUUACAACAUGUAUUAAAAAAAAAUAAAAUUGAAAAUUUACUUCUUACUGGUGAUUGUUCAUUGAAUCAAAUUCGAUUCAUUGUUUAUGUAUUUUCGAAAUUAAAAUAUCUUAAAAUUCGAAUAAAUAGUACAACAGAAAUAUCAUCAAUAAUUCGAUAUUUAUUAUCAAAAACUCAUAAUCAAGCACAACACUUAUUUUAUUUAUGCAUUUCACAAAUUCCAGAAGAAUAUUUAAAAGAAAUAAAAGAUUUAAUUAAAUUAGAGAAUUUACUUGAUAAUUACUCUAUUCAAUACAUUAAUAACAAUUUACAUUUAUGGUGGUAA
Molecule: messenger RNA, 1674 nt
Organism: Rotaria sordida
Lineage: Eukaryota; Metazoa; Rotifera; Eurotatoria; Philodinida; Philodinidae
Source: the annotation of a GenBank genome assembly